This is a messenger RNA of Ilex paraguariensis (yerba mate), 1538 nucleotides long. The record is from the annotation of a GenBank genome assembly. Lineage: Eukaryota; Viridiplantae; Streptophyta; Magnoliopsida; Aquifoliales; Aquifoliaceae.
ACAGAGACAGAGGGAGAGAGGAAGAGAGAGAAUGGACAAGAAAGAGAGGGCGAAGGAGCGAAGAGAGAAGAGACGCCAUGAGAUCUUGCUUUUCCGUAGCAUUCCUUAUUCCGAUCACCAAAAAUGGUGGUCCACAGACACCAUUGCUGUGGUAACAGGAGCAAAUAGAGGCAUCGGAUUUGAGAUUGCCCACCAACUUGCAAUACAUGGGUUGACAGUUAUUCUGACAUCAAGAGAGACAGCUGUUGGUGAAGAAGCUGCAAGGGUCUUACAAGAAGGAGGUUUGAAUGUGGUGGUCCAUCAACUGGAUGUUGUUGAUCCUUCAUCUAUAAAAGUAUUUAUUGAGUGGGUACAACAAAAUUAUGGUGGUAUAGAUAUUCUGGUGAACAAUGCAGGGGUUAAUUUCAAUGUUGGAACAGAAAAUUCUGUUGAAGCUGCUGAAAAAGUUAUUGAAACCAACUACUUUGGCACCAAAAAUAUGAUUAAAGCUGUGAUUCCGUUAAUGAGGCCUUCUGCUUCAGGUGCUCGUAUCAUUAGCGUGAGCUCAAGAUUGGGAAGACUUAAUGGCAAGCACAAUAGAAUUGGAGAUGACACUUUGAGACAACAACUGGAAGACGUGAACUCACUGACAGAGGAACUGAUUGAUAGGACUAUGACCAAAUUUUUAGAACAGGUGAAAGAUGGCAGUUGGACAACAGGUGGAUGGUCUCAAGUAAACACUGACUACUCGGUGUCAAAACUUGCUGUGAAUGCAUACACAAGGUUUAUGGCAAAGACACUUUCAGAUCGCCCAGAGGGUCAGAAGAUAUUUAUCAAUUGCUACUGCCCGGGUUGGGUGAAGACUGCAUUGACUGGUUGGUCUGGGCAUAAUUCACCGGAGGAAGGGGCUGACACUGCAGUGUGGCUUGCCCUGCUACCAGAUCAGUUUGUGAGUGGCAAAUUUUUUGCUGAGAGGCGCGAGAUAAGUUUCUAAAGCAGUCAAAUUGAAGGCUAACGCAGGGCUUGAGUUCCAGGUUCAUCUUCCAUUUGACUGAGAUCAGAUUCGACAACAGGUAAUAGAAGGAAUACUACUGCAAAGAAAGCUGGUUGUAAUCUAAAUUCUGCGAUAAGAAGAGUGCCUAGUUUUAACAGUGAGCAACUGUCGCUGGCACGAGAAAUAGGGAAUAAUUCAUAGUGUCAUCCAUCCAUGGGGAGUAAGACUGAUUGCAGGAGUGAAAGAAAAUGUCUGAUCUCAUGAUAAUCCUGGUUCCUGAAAUCUGAGUUGUCCAAACUUUGUGCCAUCCAUCUCUGUUGCCUUGAGAUGAGGAUUUAGUGAGCAUCACCCAUGAAUUGAAGAGCUGCAUUUUGGUAUAUUUAUUCAAUUUUUAUUUUUUUUGCAUGCUUUUUAUUAGUUGGAACUUGAUUUGAUAUCUUUAGCAAACCAUCUGUGGUAGAUCUGUAUUCAAGGAUUUUGUAAUGAAUCCAUACCCAAGUUUGAUUAGUUAAAUUUCCAUUUCAUGUAUUAGAACUUGGAUUCAUGUAAUCAACCCCAAAAAUUU